UAUUCUAUUGUAAAGAUUAAAACAAGACAAUUCAGCAAUGUACACAUACAUAUGAAGAGAAAAGGCAAAUGAAGGGAGUCGAUAAUCGGCGACGUCCACCUCCCACCAUCGAUUCUCAUUAAAUUCCAACAAGUGUUGCAUGUGAUACUUGUCUCUUAACUUUAAUCUCCCAAAUAAGAUUUUCAUCCAUCUUAGCCGGCCCUACUCCCCCUGCCCCUCUUCACAUCAACAGCCAAGCUAAAUACCAUAAUAUAUUAUGAAGAAAGGGUGUGCAAGAAUAUGAUGACAAUGGUGAUGGAAGUGGAACCACCUUUCCCUCCUACCCCCAUUUCCCCAACCUGGAAACUCUACGAGAAUCCCUUUUAUAUCUUCCACCACCACCAACAACAAGAUCACACCCAAAUCCACACUCUCCACCUCCCUGUAUCAUCCCGCAAGAUCGCAGCCUCCUUCUCCGACCUACCCUUCAUGGACUCCGAGCGCAAAGCUCGCAAGAAGACGGAGUCUCUCAACAGGCGCCUCGCGCGGGAGCUGGCAGAGGAGCGCCGCGCCCGGGAGGCCCUCCAGCGCUCCUGCCACGACCUCUCCGCGCAGCUCUCCGCCCACAAGGACGAGAUGGCGAAGAUGAAGAGGGACAUGGACGAGGAGAGGAAGAUGCUGCGCACGGCCGAGGUCAUCCGCGAGGAGCGCUUGCAGAUGAAGCUCUCCGACGCCAAGUUCUUCCUCGAGGAGAAGCUAUCACAGCUCCAAAUCGAAAAUGGAGAUGAUCAGCAUCAAAAGAAGAAUUCUUUGAUGACGAAGGAGGCUGAGAAUCCGCAUAUAAAGAGAGGGAUAAAGGGGCUUGUGGAGUUUCCCAAAGUGGUGAGAGCGAUCGGUUGCAAAAGUAGUAAGCAUUUGGGGAGCAAAUUGGAAUGUCAGAAGGCGCAGCUCAAGAUACUGCUCAAGCAGAAAGGGCCGCUCAGGUUCACUGGCCUUAUUGCUAGAUGAGCUCUCAUGUAAUUAUUUUUUAUUUUUCUUUUUAUCUUUCUUGAUUUCUUGCUUCUUCUUUUUUUUUUGCUAUGCAUUUUGUGCUCUUUUUUUGUUUAUGGGGAGGAAUAAUCCGUUGGAAAUUAUAGUAUACAGUGCUUAGUGUCUUAGUUGUUGCAUCAGUAGCAAUGGGAAGAAUUUUGAUGUAGAAUUGAAUUUUUGUGUUCAUGUGUUUGUUGGUGUUGGAAAACAUGAAAUAGAAGUUGCUUUGCAUUUA
This is a messenger RNA of Salvia splendens (bonfire salvia), 1243 nucleotides long. RefSeq names its product protein BRANCHLESS TRICHOME-like. The coding region runs from base 280 to 987 and encodes 235 amino acids. The record is from RefSeq and is a predicted model, not a curated record. Lineage: Eukaryota; Viridiplantae; Streptophyta; Magnoliopsida; Lamiales; Lamiaceae. The transcript has a single exon.